Messenger RNA from Caenorhabditis remanei, 990 nucleotides. RefSeq lists its product as uncharacterized. NCBI's taxonomy places the organism in Eukaryota, Metazoa, Nematoda, Chromadorea, Rhabditida, Rhabditidae. Bases 1 to 990 code for a protein of 329 amino acids. The transcript has 7 exons. The record is from RefSeq and is a predicted model, not a curated record.
AUGGCUCCUGGUAACACCUCAUCCCAAUCUAACGCACCAGAACCAGUUCCUCCAACACCUUCUCCACCGCUCGUUCCAACACUAACAGAGAGUGAACGUUGUGAUCGUAAGCAAAAGAAAGAUACCACGAAUCAAGGACCAGGAAAAGCGACUUCGGAGGAAAUGGAAAACUGUAAUAAUGGAAAUAUCGUCGGUCAGAAACGGAAAAAUGAUUAUGAUAUGAUUCCUGCUAAAAAGCAAAACGCUGAUAAUAAGAAUGUAGGAGCUAACGUCCAACAAUUCUUCGAAACCCAUUUGUCCAACCGGAUUGGUGUAUUCGAGAGUGUUGUCUACGAACCGAGACGUAACCUCGAGCUUCUUCCAUCGAUGUACCCAUCGAAACCAACUUCGGACAACCCGAAACCAAACAACGAGUGGUUCCCCGUAGGCAAUGUGAAGUUGAACCAAGAGUUGCACAUGUGUUCGGACGAUAAGGCAGAAAUCCCCUCGGAAUACCUCAUCUGCUCUUCAGAUAUGGCGGUUGUAAAAAUUCAGCCAACAGAAUAUCUGAAAGAGGUGUUCAACGCCAAGCUCGCCAGACAGAAGCUUCCCAAAAAUAAGAAACUUGCCGUGCCGCGGAAGAAAAACUUGGAAGAGCAAGUUGAAUCAAACGACAGAGAUCUGGACGGUCGCUUGAUUCCAACUUUCACCGAGCUCUUUUUCCCGCAUGGAAAGACGGAAAUUUACGAUUUAAUGCUCAGAGAUUUUUUGGCAACUUCUGGAGUCCGUGCCGGCAGCUAUUCUGCCGAAUUUAAAUCAAGAGUCUUGACUGGAUUCGUUGCGAGAAACUAUGAAUACGUCUUUAAAAAUGGGCUCGGAGACAUGUUCCAGAAGCACAUCCAACUCAUUGGUCUCAACACACCUGGAUGGAAGAAGGAGCAUUACGACGCUCCUAGAAACAAGUAUUUCGAGUUGAGAGCAGUUUGGAACAACAGUCAAGCUGAGAUCUGA